UUUCUCAGAUUUCCCGCAACGGAUUAGUUCUGUUUUACGAGAAAUACCGUUUUGCUCGAGAGAGAAAGCUAUGAGAGAAUUGAGGAUGAGGAAAUAGCACGAUGAUAUGAUGAGAAGAAAUGGUAGCUAUUGUAUUUGAAGAAAGUAGAGAUUGGUAUGAAUUGUUGAAGAAUAAUAGACGCAAAGAUGGAAUAUAAUGAAUAGAGUACUUAACGACUUUCAUUAACGGGUGGAAGAAGAAAUGUCUGUGAAAGCUGCUGUCAAAUUGUUUAAAUCUCAUCCUGUUUCAUCUUUACUACAGAUAAAUCAGAAAUUAAAAGAUAUACGAAUACAGGGAUGGGCACGUCGAGUUGAAACACGUGGGAAGUUCUUGUUUUUGCACAUCAGUGAUGGAUGUUCGUUGAAAACGAUACAAGCUGUGGUACAGCGUGAUAUUUGUCCUAAAGUGCCGGUAGGUAGUGCUGUGGAUAUCGUUGGUGAUUGGGUAAAGAGUGACGGUAAGCAACAAAAUAUGGAAUUGUUUGCCACAAAUUGUGAAGUUGCGGGAUUACAACAAAAAACGUUCAGCGAAUUACCCACCGAAGAAUGUUGUGCAGAUGUUACACGUAAGAAAUAUCACUUACGCAUGAAAUCCAUACCGUUUAUGUGUCUGCUGCGGCUACGUUCGCGGUUGGACCAGUUGAGUCGAUCUUUUUUCCAGGAGGAGUCGUUCAUCCAUGUGGAUACACCACUCUUAACGCACAAUGACUGUGAAGGUGCUGGUGAUGUAUUUACUGUUCAGACGAAUAGGGGAAAUUAUUUCGGUGAUCAAGCAGUUUAUUUACCAGUUUCAAGUCAGCUGCAUCUGGAAUCCUUUGUUGGUAGCUUACCGAAAGUAUAUACAAUAGCCCCUGCAUUACGUGCUGACAAUUCGCAAACUCGGCAGCAUUUAGCAGAAUUUCGAAUGUUGGAGGCAGAAUAUGCGUUUGCAGAUGAUUUAGAGCAAUUAUGCGAUUUAGUGGAACGUUAUGUCAACUAUGUAGUUGAUGGAAUGCUUAGUUGUGAUACGGCAGAAAUCGAUUCAAUGAUGCAAGUGUUUUGCGAUAAGAGUGCAAAAGUACAGUCACUUUUGUGGAUUAAUGGUCCCCGGAAGCCAUUUCCCCGUAUUCAUUAUGAUGAGGCGAUUGCAGUAUUGCAAAGUAAGGGCGAAAUGACAUCUGGAGGUCGGUUUAGCAAGGAGAACGAAUUAACCAUGGUACAACACUGUACUGGCCCGUUAUUUGUCCUGCGUUACCCGCAUAUACAGAAGCCGUUUUAUAUGAAACGUUGUGGCAAUUAUGCGGAAUGUUUCGACUUGUUGGCGCCAUUUGUUGGUGAGCUAGCUGGUGGUUCUUUGAGGGAAUCAGAUUCAGAAGAGCUUCGUCGCCGUGGAUGCGAUAAUUCACUGGAUUGGUACUUGGAGAUGCGACAGCACGGGCAUCCAACCAGUGCUGGGUUUGGGAUUGGUCUGGAACGUUUCAUGCAAACUUUGUUUGGUAUCCUAAACAUUAAAGAUACGGUAGCGUUCCCAAGAUGGUACAAGCAUUGUCCAAGUUAA
Messenger RNA from Loa loa (African eye worm), 1576 nucleotides. RefSeq lists its product as hypothetical. Bases 242 to 1576 code for a protein of 444 amino acids. The record is from RefSeq and is a predicted model, not a curated record. Gene Ontology annotation, cellular component: mitochondrion. NCBI's taxonomy places the organism in Eukaryota, Metazoa, Nematoda, Chromadorea, Rhabditida, Onchocercidae. The transcript is spliced from 9 exons. Gene Ontology annotation, biological process: asparaginyl-tRNA aminoacylation. Gene Ontology annotation, molecular function: ATP binding; asparagine-tRNA ligase activity; nucleic acid binding.